AUGAAUGUGUUAGAACUUUUAGUAGCAGCAGAUGAAUUAGAUUUACAAAAAUUAAUAGAAUACGUACAAUUAUAUUUAUUUGAUAAAAAAAUUGGAUUCUUAACGGAUAAUUAUUUAGAAAUUCUUAAAAUCGUAUUUCGUCAUGAAGAACUUUCAAAGUUAAGAGAAUUUUGUUUGGAUCGCGUAGCAGAAGAUCCAGGUGUACUAUUUAGAUCACCAAAUUUUUACACAUUAGAUAAAUCACUUUUAUAUUUAAUACUUCAACAAGAAAACCUCGCUAUAAAUGAAAUGGAAAUAUGUAAAUUCAUGAUUCAAUGGGCUAUCACUCAAUCCUCGAUGAUUAUAAACAUAGAUGAUAUUUUAGAGUUGUCAUCAGAAGAUUUAGAUUCAAAACUUUUGGAAGUAAAACAUUUCGCAAUGAUUUCAAAUUGGAUAGAUAGAAACAAUACACAAAUUUACAAGACACAAUUUCCUUAUAAAUUUAAAUUAUUAUAUAGAGCAAGUGAGGAUGGAUUCGAUGUUGAAAAUUUUCAUAUAUUAUGCGAUAAAAAGGGACCAACGGUAACUAUCUCAAAAUUUGCAAAAAGUGGAAAAAUAAUCGGUGGUUAUAACCCAUUAGAUUGGGGACCACAAAAUGAAACUAUAGAAAAUACAUCAAUACUUGAUUGUCAUAGUUGGUGGGCAACAUCAGAGAGUUUUCUAUUUUGUUUUGAAAACAAGAAAACCAAUUUAGAUUCACAAUGGGCGAAAUUUGCAAGAGUUGCUAGUGUACAUAGUGCUAUUUGUUACAAUAGGCAAUUAUGCGGGCCAGCUUUUGGACCUGGUUGGGAUCUGGUGAUUGGUGAACGUUACAAGCAUGCAUCUUGUUGGGGAUCUACAGGAUAUCCGGGAAGUCGAUUAUUUUUUAAUUCAGAAGAAUGGAACGCAGUACAUCAUGAAUUAGAAGAUUACGAAGUUUUUCAAAAAAGUUGCUUGAUGAAUCCUUACGCUUUAAAUAGAAUAGAAAGAACUUCGCAUGAAGAAAGCAAUGAGAUUGCAUCCACAAGUACCAUCGAAACAAACGUUAAUCCUGAAGUGAAUUCAGAAUCGAACGAUUCUGUUUCUUACACAUUAGACAAUUCGGAAGUAGGCAACUUAAUUGGGAACAUACCAGAAUCUACCACUUCAGAUGUUGAACCGUCAAUUAAUAACAAUACUUCAGGGAAUACCUCAAUCAAUCGUACACCAACUAUAAAACUGGGUAAAAAUGACAUAACUCAAAUUGAUAAUAUUGAAAGAAAAAGUAAUGAGUCUGACAAAGGUGUUUUUAAAAGAAUGGGAAAACUCUUCAAGAAAAGGAUUAAAAAAAUUUUUAAAUGA
Cetraspora pellucida is the source of this 1359-nucleotide messenger RNA. The record is from the annotation of a GenBank genome assembly. Lineage: Eukaryota; Fungi; Glomeromycota; Glomeromycetes; Diversisporales; Gigasporaceae.